Molecule: messenger RNA, 567 nt
Organism: Carcharodon carcharias (great white shark)
Lineage: Eukaryota; Metazoa; Chordata; Chondrichthyes; Lamniformes; Lamnidae
Product: macrophage migration inhibitory factor-like
Exons: 3
Coding region: 76-423 (115 amino acids)
Molecular function (GO): phenylpyruvate tautomerase activity; cytokine activity
Source: RefSeq, a predicted model, not a curated record
UCGUGGCCGGAGGUCAGUUGUGGGGAGUCGUUCCUUGAAUCCGGCCGUGCGGUGCAGUUGCUGAUCGGAGCAGACAUGCCGACCUUCGUGUUGAACACAAACCUGAGUCGCUCCACCAUCCCGGACGUGCUGGCGGAGGAGUUGACGGCGGUGCUGUCCAAGGAGCUGGGCAAACCCAAGCAGUACAUUGCAGUGCACAUUGUGCCCGACCAGAUCCUUCAUUUUGCGGGAUCCUCUGAGCCCUGUGCUCUCGGGAGCCUCUCCAGCAUUGGCAAAAUCGGCAACAAGCAGAACAAAAACUACUCCAAGGUGCUGUUCGACCUGGUAAACAAGCACCUACAUAUUUCUCCAGACAGGAUGUACAUCGUCUUCCAUGACCUGGAUGCUGCUAAUGUUGGCUGGAAUAGCAACACCUUUGCUUAGGUGCUGAUUCAGAACAUUCCUGAAUGAUCAAUGUAUUAAACUUGUGGUUUGUGUCUUCAUCAGUAUCAAUGGCCAUGGAGCCAGAGAGAAGAUUCAUGAAAUUAUGUCUCAUUUCUGUUUUAACAAUAAAGUAGAUUCAACAAA